AAUUGUUGACUAUAAAACGUAAAACCUCUUGACUUUACGCCAUUCUCUCAUCGCGGUGGUGCAGCUCUACAACCUCCAAGUCUCGAACCUUCUUCCGUCGCCGUUCGCCGUAACCGCCAUGGACCCUCAACCGGAGCCAGUUAGCUACAUCUGCGGAGAUUGUGGAAUGGAGAAUACGCUGAAGCCUGGUGAUGUUAUACAGUGCCGUGAGUGCGGUUACCGUAUCCUUUACAAGAAGCGCACUCGUCGCAUUGUCCAGUACGAAGCUCGCUGAAGAAAGCUGCUGCAGUUUAAGCACGUGAUGUCCUGAAUCAUCGUAAACAUGUACUGGAAUUGUUGGAGCACCUUCUACCUUGUGCUUGAUUAUCUGAUAUCUACUAAAUUGAGGAACUGUGAAAAGAACUUUGAAAUAUGUGAAUGUAUUACAAAUAUGCAAGUUCAUUAGUUUGAAACUUUGCAUUGCUUUUAUGGUUAAAGAAAUUAUUAGGUUCAGUUAUUAUAA
Lotus japonicus is the source of this 502-nucleotide messenger RNA. Its product is annotated as DNA-directed RNA polymerases II, IV and V subunit 12. Gene Ontology annotation, cellular component: RNA polymerase II, core complex; RNA polymerase III complex; RNA polymerase I complex. Gene Ontology annotation, molecular function: zinc ion binding; DNA binding; DNA-directed RNA polymerase activity. The record is from RefSeq and is a predicted model, not a curated record. Bases 119 to 274 code for a protein of 51 amino acids. Gene Ontology annotation, biological process: DNA-templated transcription. NCBI's taxonomy places the organism in Eukaryota, Viridiplantae, Streptophyta, Magnoliopsida, Fabales, Fabaceae. The transcript is spliced from 3 exons.